Molecule: messenger RNA, 3853 nt
Organism: Acomys russatus (golden spiny mouse)
Lineage: Eukaryota; Metazoa; Chordata; Mammalia; Rodentia; Muridae
Gene: Ppp1r26
Product: protein phosphatase 1 regulatory subunit 26
Exons: 3
Coding region: 240-3758 (1172 amino acids)
Biological process (GO): negative regulation of phosphatase activity
Molecular function (GO): protein phosphatase inhibitor activity
Source: RefSeq, a predicted model, not a curated record
GCCUCCCGCGCUGGCCUGGCGCUUGUUGCGCCCUGCGUUCCUCGAGAGCCAGCGGGCGCAGGUCGGGUCCAGUUCAUGGUUCUCCAGAAUGACAGCUCCCAAGAUUGACGUAGACCAGGUAGUUGGACCAACAGCCAUUAAGACUGUCAGAAGCCCAGCUCUGGGUCCAUCUGUGAACAGGAUGUGAAACAGGCUGACCCAGAAAGCCCUGCCUUCCAGCACCCAGCCUGCCUGCUAGAAUGUUCCUAAUGAACGCCCCUCCAGUGGUGGCGCUCCAGUCCAGAUGGGAGGCCUUUGGCCAGCCCAGAAACUUCUGCUUUCCUGACUGCUUCUCCGAGUCUAGAGAGGACACCUCCAGGGCCUCAGUGAGUGCCAGGGUACAGAUGCUCAUCAACACGCUGCAGAGAGACGAGGCUGCCCUGGGCACGAGCCAUGAACACGUCACGCAGAGAGGCCAGCGUGCGGAGAGGUGCCGGGACAGCAGGCUAGCCCAGAAGCCUGCUGUGUGCAGAGAGCGGCCAGAGUUCCCUGCCUGUGGUCUUGUUGCAAACUGUGGCCCUCUGGAGAAAAAUGAAGCUGAGAGGCAUGGUCCCUUGGAGCCAGAUUGUGACAGUGACGACUCAGUGGACCGGGACAUCGAGGAGGCUAUCCAAGAGUACCUGAAGGCGAAGGGUGGGGCUUCUGAGCCUGUGUCCCAAGGCGCCCUCUGUGUCCCAGAGCCUGCCCACAGCAGUGCCCUGCCUAUCCCAUGUCCCCCACAGCUCAGUCCUGUCUCAGGUAGUGUUCCUGCGGAAGCCAGUGAGGACCAGGGCUCCACCUCCCCAGCUAGCAUGAGCAGCGAGGACUCCUUUGAACAGAGCAUCCGAGCUGAAAUAGAACAGUUCCUCAGUGAGAAAAGACAACAUGAAACCCCGAAGUGUGAUGGGUCUGUGGACAAAAAAUCAGACCCAAACGAAAGCCAUGCCACACCUAGGGGGAACCAAGAGACCUCAGCCAGGGCAGCUCCGAUAGGACCCUGUAAGGAGUUCAUCUUCCGAAAACCUCCCCGGUUAGCAAAGAUGAACUCGCAGCCCAGAAACUUCCGGCCUAAGGUCUCCACAGAGCCUGAGGCCCCUGGGAGCACAAAGCUGACGGCCCACAGGCCUGAGGCUGCACACACCAGGGGUGGAGUGAGGAGGAGCAUGCCUGCCAGGCGCAGCAAGCGCAUCAGGAACUUAGCUCCAGUGCACCAGGCGUCUGACUCCAGCAGCGAUGAUGGCAUUGAGGAGGCAAUCCAGCUAUACCAGCUAGAGAAAACCAGGAAGGAGGCCAGUGGGGACCCGCCUCCUAGAGCCCAGCCAAGAGAUGAGAGCCCUGGCAGCAGCCAGCCAAGUGCCUUGCCUGAAGCCCACAGGAGAGCCCCUGGCAAGAAAAAGCUGGCAGUUCCAAAGGUUAUGGGCACCGACAUGGGAGGUCUCCACCCUGACCCCAUCUCCAAGCUCCUAAAGGAUGCAAGAGCCUCUGUACCUUCAGGACACACAGCUGCCAAGAGUGACACUGUGCACCAGGCCUCAUGCCUAGCAGACACGUCCACUGAGCUGAUGUGUGCAGAAGCGAUCCUGGACAUUUCUAAGACCAUCUUGCCCGCCCCCAUGGAAGGCAGUGACAGGUCUCCAUCCAUGAAUCCACUCUUCUGUCCCCGGCCCGUGCCUGCCCGAUCUGAAGGUGACAGCAGCAACGUUGACAGUGAUGACAGCAUAGAACAGGAGAUCCGGACAUUUUUGGCCCUCAAGGCACAAGCAGGGAGUCCUCAGCCUGCCCAGGGCCAGCUGUCCUCACCUGGCCCCAGUGGCCAGCCUGGCAUCCCCAAGGCCCCUCUUCCUAAAACACCAGAUCCGCCUCCAGGCUGCAAGCGGAAACGGAGAGGUGGAGGCAGCAGUACAGUGCCCAAGAAAAUAAGGGAGGGUAGAGAGAGUGCCCAGGACAGUGACUAUAUCCAGGGGAGGUUGCAGCCUGGCCGUGAUGGGUGGGACCCUCUCAAAGUCACAGAGGCCGCAGGAGGGGAGGCUGAGGCCAAGGACCAGCCCGUCACCUCCAGGACAGUUGGACUUAGUGACACGCACCUAUCCCAAGGCCGUGGGGGCCUCACGGCAAAGACCGGCGAGGGGAAGAGUGCUGGCGGGGAGAAGGACAGCUCCGAGGAUAAGAGCAGCUCUCUGGACAGUGACGAGGACCUGGACAUGGCCAUCAAGGACUUGUUAAGAUCCAAGCGGAAGUUCAAGAAGAGGUGCCGAGAGACCCGGGCUGCUUGUAAGAAGGUCAGGUUUGGCACCGCAGAGUCUCGGUGUGGGGAGAAGCUGAGCAGCCCUCCCAGGGACUGGAGGGACCAUGGGCAGCAGGCACCACGAGGCUGUCCGGCCAAGUGCAGAGGGGAGAACAGAGACAGCCCGGGAAGAAGCCCAGGCAGCAUCUUCAGCAGUGUGGCUGAGAAGGUGACGCAGGGUGGCACAGGGGGUGAGGAUGCAGGCCCCACCUUUCUUCCCAGGAGGAAAAAUCCAGAAGGGGCUCCCACCUCUAAGGACGUAGGAGCCAGUGGCUGCCCUCCCUCAGCCUCUGACCCACUGUCUGAGGACAGCUCAGUGGACAGUGAUGACAGCAUUGAGCUAGAGAUCAGGAGGUUUUUGGCCGAAAAGGCCAAGGAGUCUGUACGCAGCUCAGAACCUCAAGGGGGCCCUGCCAAGCCAGAGAUGCCCUACAGGAAAGAGCCAACCCCGGGGUUGCAGCCUGGAGUGUGCACACGGAGCCAGAAAGCCAGGGGAACCCCUCAGCCAGCUGAAGGAAGGAGAGGCCCGGAGAGAGCUCGGACACAGGCAGCCAGCCACUUGAGCCAGACUGGGAGGGGCACUGCCCGUGCCGAGCAGCCCACCCGCCUCCCCACCGUCCUGGGCCGAAGCGAGCCAGCACUACCCAAGAGCACCAGCAGGAACAGCUGUGCCAAAGCAUCUUCACCAAGGAGGAAAAGUAUUAGCCUUCACAAAGACCACAGCCCACGAGGAAUCCAGACUGCCACCGCCGAAAGUGUUUUCAGUCAGCUUCCCAGUUGUGCCAAAGUGGGUGCCGAGGCUGUAAGUGCCAGGGGGACGUUUCACCUGAACUAUGGAAGUCAGAACUUGCUGACCCCCAGCCCUGGACCCCAGGCUGACCUCACCCUCCCUUGGAGUGACUUUGCACACCAGAGCAGGCUUCCCAGUCCUUGGGCACUGAACUCAGGUCAAGGCACAGUGUGGACAGGGGUCUUCCGGGGUGAGAAGGAAAAGGGGGCCACACCACAGGCUGGGGCCCCACCCAGCCUCUCCUCAGGCCCCAGAAAGAGCCUGCCUUUCCUCUCCACCCAGCUGUUCCACUUCGGGAAGAGUGUCUCCUGGGGGGCCAAGCAGGCUGGCCUCUUCAGCCCUAACCUGUCCCUGCCUCUGCAGGGCCCAGCGUUCUCUGCCUUCAGGGAGACACAGCCCGGCCACAACCCUGUAUUUGGAAGCCCACACUUGCUUAUGAAGGACAGUGGGCCCUGGCCAAGCCGGAAGGCUCAGGGGGCCCUGAGACAGCAGGACAGGAGGAAUUCUGGCUCCGAGGACAAUGUCCUAGACCUGAGAUACCGGCACAGGGUUGACAGGGAACACCAGGACCAGGAGGCUUUGGGCAGUGAUGCCAGUGAAUUCAGUGACACUUCCAUGGAGGAUGGGGGCAGUGCCACAGUGAGCAGUAAAGGCCUCAAGUUGUGACAGGUGUGUCAUGGCUCUCGUCAUAGCUGUGAGAAGCAGUGUUCAUACUGUGUCCUUGUGCACACCUGCCUCUGUGUGUGUGUAUCUGUCUGUCU